GCCAUGGAGGGCGGCUCGCCGGAGCUCGCCCCUGUUGCCGUCGCCGCCUCGGACCCGCCACCGCCGCCCUCCUCGUCCUCGCCGCCGCCGCCGUCCCCCACCGCCCAGCGUGAGCUCCAGCGCCCCGGCCUCAGCCUGCUCCUGACGACAGGGAAGAUGGAGAGUUGGAAGAAGGAGAACUGGAGGAUGAUGGGGCCGAAGAGACCCAGGAACUCUCUACAGGGCAAGAAAGGAGCCGAAGAGAGAAAGGAGAGAAGCAUCACAGUGAUUCGGAUGAUGAGAAAGCUCACCGGAGGAUGAAGCGGAAGAGAAAGAAGGAACGGGAGAAGGAGAAGAGGCGCUCCAAGAAGAAGCGGAAAUCCAAACACAAGCGACAUGCGUCUUCAAGCGAUGAUUUCUCCGAUUUCAGUGAAGACUCUGAUUUCAGCCCCAGUGAGAAAAGCCAUCGAAAAUAUCGGGAUUACAGUCCUCCGUAUUCAUCUUCUCACCAGCAGUAUCCUUCAUCCCACAAUGCCCCGUUGUCGAAGAAGGGCUACUCAAAGAUGGAAAGCAAGAGCUACGGCAUGUAUGACGACUACGAGAAUGAGCAGUAUGAGUACGAAGGGGAGGAAGAGGAAGGCCUGGCGAAGGAAGAGUACGAUGACUUUACCAAGGAGCUGAACCAGUACAGACGGGCCAAGGAGGGCAGCAGCCGGGGCCGAGGAGCCAGAGUCCGAGGAAGGGGCUACAGAGGCCGAGGAGGGCGUGGAGGAUCCAGAGGGAGAGGAAUGGGUCGAGGAAACCGGGGCAGGGGCCGAGGCUCCAUGGGAGACCACCCUGAGGAGGAAGAAGACUUCUAUGAAGAAGAAAUGGAAUUUGGAGAGAAUGAGGAGCUGAUGGGCGACGAGGAAUAUGACGAGUACUCCAAAGACAUGAACCAGUACCGCCGGCCGAAGGACGGUCGGGGGCGAGGUUUGAGUCGGGGCCGGGGCCGCGGCUCGAGAGGCAGAGGCAAAGGCAUGGGGCGAGGACGCGGGCGAGGCGGGAGCCGGGGUGGCAUGAACAAAGGCGGGGGGAUGAACGACGACGAAGAGUUUUACGACGACGACAUGGGGGAUGGUGGCGGGGGUGGCUAUCGGAGGAAUGACCACGACAAGCCCCACCAGCAGUCGGACAAGAAGGGGAAGGUCAUCUGCAAGUACUUUGUGGAAGGCCGCUGCACGUGGGGAGAACAUUGCAAUUUUAGCCACGAUAUCGAGCUGCCAAAGAAACGCGAGCUGUGCAAGUUCUACAUCACAGGCUUUUGCGCCAGAGCCGAGAACUGCCCGUACAUGCAUGGUGAUUUUCCUUGUAAGCUCUUUCACACCACUGGGAACUGUAUCAAUGGCGACGACUGCAUGUUCUCCCACGACCCCCUCACCGAGGAGACAAGGGAGCUUUUGGACAAGAUGUUGGCUGACGAUGCAGAAGCAGGAGCGGAAGAUGAGAAGGAAGUGGAAGAGCUGAAAAAGCAAGGCAUCAACCCUCUGCCCAAGCCUCCGCCAGGAGUCGGCCUCUUGCCCACCCCCCCGCGGCCCCCCGUGCCCCCGGCUCCCACGUCUCCCAAUGGCAGGCCCAUGCCUGGAGGCCCCCCGCCACCACCCCCGCCCCCACCUCCCGGGCCCCCCCAGAUGCCCAUGCCCAUGCCAGCGCACGAGCCCCUCUCUCCCCAGCAGCUUCAGCAGCAACAGGACAUGUACAACAAGAAGAUCCCCUCGCUCUUUGAGAUUGUGGUUCGGCCCACGGGACAGCUGGCCGAGAAGCUGGGGGUGAGACAUCCUGCUCCACCUCCCCCCAGAUUCCCUGGGCCUGGGGGGCCCCCUGGGCCAAUGGGUCCCGGGCCCAACAUGGGACCUCCCGGGCCCAUGCCAGGACCAAUGCACCCGGACAUGCACCCUGACAUGCACCCAGAUAUGCACCCCGACAUGCACCCCGACAUGCACCCCGACAUGCACCCGGAUAUGCACCCGGAUAUGCACCCGGACAUGCCGAUGGGCCCUGGGAUGAAUCCUGGCCCCCCCAUGGGUCCCGGAGGCCCACCAAUGAUGCCCUAUGGUCCUGGAGACUCCCCACAUUCCGGAAUGAUGCCCCCUGUUCCGCCAGCCCAGAACUUCUAUGAAAACUUUUACCAGCAGCAGGAGGGCAUGGAGAUGGACCCGGGACUAAUGGGGGAGGCAGCAGAGGACUAUGGACAUUAUGAGGAGAUGGAAGGCGAGGCAGGAGAGCACGUUUUCCCAGAGCAGCCCCUGGAGCCUGAUGGCUUCCUCGAAGCAGGGCCCCCUGGGAGACAGCAGCCCGCCACCAGUGUCCCUGACUUCCUCCCCUCUGCCCAGAGGGCCUUAUACCUGCGCAUCCAGCAGAAGCAGCAGGAAGAAGAAAGGGCAAGGAGGCUAGCUGAGAGCAGCAAGCAGGAGCGAGAGAAUGAGGAAGGUGACACUGGCAACUGGUACUCGAGUGACGAGGAUGACGGGGGAAGCAGCGUCACCUCCAUCCUCAAAACCCUGCGACAGCAGACCUCCAGUCGGCCCCCAGUGCCUGGCGGGGAGUUGGGCGGCGGGGGACCCCUGCCUGCCGUGGGCGAUCCCCGCCUCCAGAAGGGGCCCGCCGCCGGGGGCAGACCCGCCGACCCGCGCCUCGCCAGGGACCCAAGGCUCUCUCGUCACACCGAUGCUCCCGGCUCUUCGGGCUCUGGGGAUUCGGGGCCCUCGGACCCUCGGCUAGCCCGCCCCGCCGCCACCUCCAAGCCCGACGGACUCCAUCCGGGUCCGGCGUGUACCAAUGUGGGGAAGGGGUCUGGGCCACCCGAAGAAGAAGAAGGGGAGAGGGCUCUGAGGGAGAAAGCGGUGACCAUUCCUCUGGACGCCGUGCCGGGGACCCCCUUGCGGGAUCCCAGGUUACAGCUACAGCAGUUCAGCCACAUCAAGAAGGAUGUGACCCUGAACAAGCCCAGCUUUGCUCGCACUGUGCUUUGGAACCCUGAAGACCUCAUCCCGGUCCCCAUCCCCAAACAAGACUCUGCAAGCUCUCUCCCCGCCGCCCUGCAAUCUCUGCCCGCCCUCGAUCCCCGCCUCCACCGGCCCCCUGCCGCUGGGCCCUCAGAUCCCCGGCAGCGGGGGGUGGCCCCCUCGGACCCCAGCGCUGCUCCCACUGCCUCUGCUGCCAACCUGCCCGACUUUGAGUUGCUCUCUCGAAUCCUCAAGACCGUCAAUGCGUCCAGCCCCUCAGCGCCCAGUCCGAGCGAUAAGCCCAGCGACCCCCGGGUGCGGAAAGCCCCCGCCGACCCCCGGCUGCAAAAACCCGGGGACGCUGCCUCGUCCCGUGCCCCCAAGCCCAGCACUCCUGAGGUCGCCGCGCCAGCCCCCGCUUCCUCCGGGGAGGCCUCGCCUCCAGCCAUCGCCCCUUACGACCCGCGGGUCCUGGCGGCCGGGGGGGUCGGCCAGGGCGGCGGCGGCGGGCAGAGCAGCGUGCUCAGCGGCAUCAGCCUCUAUGACCCGAGGACUCCGAACUCUGGCAACAAAGUGGCCGAGCCAGCCCCCGAAGGGGGGGCUCAGCCCAAGGGUCCCGACGGCAACGGCAAAAGCUCAGCGGCCAAGGCCAAAGAGCCCCUGUUCAUCCGCAAGUCGGCCUUGGAACAGCCGGAGGCGGGCAAGGCGGGCUCGGAGCCCGCGGCCACGGACAGGUACAACAGUUAUAAUCGGCCGCGCCCCAAGGCAACCCCGACCCCUGCCACCGCCCCCUCAGCCACACCCUCCCAGGAGGGGGCCCCCCAGCCUGGCCUCCACAACCUGCCUGUGCCCACCCUGUUUGGGACCGUGAAGCAGGCGUCCAAGGCUGGCUCUGGGAGCCCUUUCGCUGGCAACAGCCCCUCCCGAGAGAGCGAGCAGGAUGCCGGGUCCCUCAAAGAUGUUUUUAAAGGCUUUGACCCCACUGCAUCCCCUUUCUGCCAGUAGUAUUAACCUGGACCCGCCCCCCGCCCCCGCCCUGUGAUUGUACGUCAUGGCCACAUUCAGUGUUGGGAAUGUCAGGGGAGGGGGAAGAGGGGUGGGGUGGGGUGGGGGGAGCGGGCUCGGGGUUUUUUAUUUUUUGGUUCCUAUAAAUUGUAUAUAAAAAUCUUUGGUUCUGGUCAGUGCUGUAUGACUCACAGGCUAUCUCCAAGAAAAUGUCUUUUUUAAUUGAACAAUCAAAGUCUCCUGCCCAGAUUCCUUCCAAGUGCAUCUUGGGCCCCGUGGCGCCACGGGUCUCGGGGCCACUUUGGGUCUAGUUGUGUGGCCGUCCUGUGCUCUGUUCCUUUCCGUGUGUAUGAGGCCCCAAAGCUCCUCUGUCCAUCGCUGUCCUGUUUUCAGAGCCCGGGUACACCGGCUGGGGUGGGGGGAAUCUUGGGGAGUCAGCAGUCCCCCGGGAACCGGGACCGGGCCGGCCCAGGGCGAGUAACUCCAUGCCCGUUGGGGUCCUCUGGUGAGGGGGCCAGGUUGGCAAGGCGGGGGUGGGGCCUCUCUGCUCCCCCUUCCUCCCCUACCCCCUUGUGCAGAGGUCAGCUCAGCCUGUCCCAAGGCCCGGCCGGGCCAGACCCUCCACUCCCCCUCCUCGUUCCCACUUCCUUAGUGCCGACAAACCGUUCAGUCUCGAGAAGGUUUUUACUUUGGUCAUGCUUCCGUUUCAUACCUUUUAAACCCUGGCGGGUUUGGGGCUUAUAAGAGUGAUCCACAGACACAUAAUCAGUGCAGGUAGGACCCGGGGGGCCCGGGAAAAAGCAGGCUGUGGGGCAGGCCUGCUCCAGGGGCCUCGGACCUCUCUGUCCUGGGAGGAGGGGGUGGGGGGGGGAUGCUAGCUACAACCGGGCAGCCCUGCCGAGAACAGGCCAGGCCCCGGGAGACCCCCGUGUGGCCUGCCCCGGCUUCACUGCUCGAGGGAAAUUUGAGUUUGAACAUUUGAGAAACUCGGGCACGGUUUUUAAUCCAGAAGCUGUCCUGUACGCUCCUCCCCAGGACCCCCAACGAGGCUAAACAUGGUCUUUUUAACGUGGACUUUUUGCAUAUUCUCUUCCUGUUCUCUGGCCCCUUCCUUUUGCCCACCCCCUCCCGUUCCAUAAAUAAUGUAGAAACUGCCUUCCCUGGCGGCGGCGGCAGCUUCUCGGGCUCAGUCGUGCCCCUUGGGGGCCGGGCAGGGCGUGGGGCUGCUGCCGAUCAGGUGUUUGAGGGGGCCCGGGACAUGAUCAGGACCGAGAUCGCCCCCUGCCCCCGGAGGGCCAGGUCCCGGGGUGUUUGUAAAAUAUGCAAGAUACGGUGUUUUUUGUUGAGAUUUUUUUUUUUUUUUUUUU
This is a messenger RNA of Sarcophilus harrisii (Tasmanian devil), 5335 nucleotides long. It is a transcript of the gene ZC3H4, whose product is annotated as zinc finger CCCH-type containing 4. Gene Ontology annotation, biological process: negative regulation of DNA-templated transcription. The record is from RefSeq and is a predicted model, not a curated record. The transcript is spliced from 14 exons. NCBI's taxonomy places the organism in Eukaryota, Metazoa, Chordata, Mammalia, Dasyuromorphia, Dasyuridae. Gene Ontology annotation, cellular component: nucleus. The coding region runs from base 297 to 3968 and encodes 1223 amino acids. Gene Ontology annotation, molecular function: RNA binding; metal ion binding.